AUGCUUAGAUUAGCUAAAAAUUAUAAAGUAGAGUAAGGAAUUACUGGAACAUAUUGGGUUGAUAUAAUCAGUAAAAUUUUUGAAUAAUCUGAGAAAAAUUAAGAUAUUUCCGCUAAAUUUAAGAACUGUGAGAGAGUAAAUAAGCUAGAUGAAGACGAAAAUAAGGAAUUUUUUUCUCUUUUGUUUCUACUCCAUCUCAAUCAUUAAGAAAAGCUGAACAAAAUGAAGAAUUUAAUCAAAGUAAUGCUAAUUAAUUAAGAUUAAAAUUAUAAAAGACUUGAAUUUGUAAAAGAAGCGCACUCUUGGACAAUCAGAUGGAAAAUAGUUUUGUUUUCUGAUGAGAUGAUUCUCAAAAAUGGUAAAAUUGGUACUAAAUGUUUAUGGUACUCCUCUUUAAAUACUAUCUAAAGCGAAGAUUGUUAUUAACUUGAAAAAUAUCCCUAAUAAUAACUUUAUUUAUGGGAAAUUUGUGCUGUAAUAAUUAUAGUAAAAUCUUACAAAAUUUUAUCAAUUAAAUGGAGAUUGCUUCUUUCAAGACAGACUCUUUUACAAUAGAAAGAAUUUGGGCUACUUGAAAGACCAAAUCAAUGGUAUUGA
Molecule: messenger RNA, 597 nt
Organism: Tetrahymena thermophila SB210
Lineage: Eukaryota; Ciliophora; Oligohymenophorea; Hymenostomatida; Tetrahymenidae
Exons: 2
Source: RefSeq, a predicted model, not a curated record